Messenger RNA from Phasianus colchicus (ring-necked pheasant), 1264 nucleotides. RefSeq names its product phosphoglycolate phosphatase (gene PGP). The record is from RefSeq and is a predicted model, not a curated record. Lineage: Eukaryota; Metazoa; Chordata; Aves; Galliformes; Phasianidae. Gene Ontology annotation, molecular function: sn-glycerol 3-phosphatase activity. Gene Ontology annotation, cellular component: cytoplasm.
AGGCGGGGAAAGGUCCGAGCGGCCGGUUCCGUCCAAUGGGAGCGAGGGUCGGGCGGAGCGCGGCCAAUGGGAGCGGCGGAGGGGCGGGCUUCGCUCCGAAGCGCGGCGAGGAGGCCAUGGCGGCGACGGGCGGGCGGCGGUGCCGGCGGCUGGAAGGCGAGACGGCCCGGGCCGUGCUGGCCAACGCCGACACGCUGCUGUUCGACUGCGACGGCGUGCUGUGGCGCGGCGAGGCGGCGCUGAGCGGCGCGCCGGCGGCCCUGGGCCGUUUGGCGGCGGCGGGCAAGCGGCUGUGCUACGUGACCAACAACAGCAGCCGCACGCGGGUCGCUUACACUGAGAAGCUGCGGCGCCUCGGCUUCCCGCCCGCCGAGCCCCGCCACGUUUUCGGCUCGGCCUUCUGCGCCGCCCGCUACCUCCGCCAGGCCCUGCCGCCCGGCGCCGCCGCCUACGUGCUGGGCAGCCCCGCGCUCGCCGCCGAGCUGGAGGCCGCCGGGAUCCCGCACCUCGGGCCCGGCCCCGCCGCCCUGCCCGGCCCCGCGCCCGCAGACUGGGCCCAGGCGCCGCUGGAGCCGGCGGUGCGCGCCGUGCUGGUGGGCUUCGACGAGCACUUCAGCUACGCCAAGCUGUGCCAGGCGCUGCGCUACCUCCUGCGCGGCCCCGACUGCCUCCUCGUCGGCACCAACCGCGACCACCGCCUGCCGCUGGAGGGCGGCUCCGCCAUCCCCGGGACCGGCUGCCUGGUAAAAGCCGUGGAGACAGCAGCAGAGCGCGAGGCUUUCAUCGUCGGGAAGCCCAGCCGUUAUAUAUUUGACUGCGUGGCCAGCGAGUUUGACAUCGACCCCGCACGCACCAUCAUGGUGGGGGAUCGGCUGGACACGGACAUCCUCAUGGGCAACACCUGCGGCCUCACCACCCUGCUGACACUCACCGGGGUCAGCACGCUGGAGGAAGUGAGAGGGCACCAGGAGAGUGACUGCCCUGCCCGGCAGAGCCUGGUGCCUGAUUACUAUGUUGAUAGCAUAGCCGACCUUCUUCCGGCACUCGAGGAUUAAUAGAGCAGAACGCUGGCAGCCCUGGGAGCCGUACCCCAAGGAGGGCCCCAAUUAAUCAUCUCGUGACAGUAACGUACUUGCUAUGAGACCACCUGAAGUUAGCAGCCCUUAGGUUUUUAACCCUUCUGUCCUCUUGGUAUGAUUUUGUUUACAUCUCGGUCUUUUAAAAUGCACUUUGAAACAAAGAGGGCAUUAUGGUGUCACCCAGG